AUGAGGGGGAGGGUGUGGGCUGUGGGGGUGAGGGUCAACGCAUGUGGUCUUUCUCGCUCGCUUCCCCUCACCCCCUCUCUAUCUUUCCUCUCCCACUCUCUAUCUUCCCCUCUCAACCCCUCUCCAUCUCUUCCCCUCCACCUCUCAUUUCACUUCCCCCUCUCCCCUUAUCCCCCCCUCGGCAACACAGGUGGUGGGAGGGGGUCGUCACAUCAGUGGACGCACAGGGACCCAAAAUCAGGGGCUUCACUGUGGAGUUUCCAGUCGCCAUGCCCCCCUUCACUCCCGCCUUCCCCUCUCUUCUGUGGUGCCAGGGCACGGGGAGAUGGGGCAGAAGCAGGGUACGGGGAGAUGGGGCAGAAGCAGGGGCGCGUCGCUUGCUGCUUACUGCCACUCCUCUCUUCCCUCUCUCCCCUUCCUUCUCCCGACCCUUCCCCUUGCCGCUGCUUCUCCCCCUGCUCUCCCCCUGCUCCCCCCCUGCUCUCCCCCUGCUCUCCCCCUGCUCCUCCUCCUGCUCCUCUUCGCUGCCCCCCCUGCUCCCAUUGGCCAGGGUACGGGGAGAUGGGGCAGAAGCAGGUGCGGCCGUGGGAGCUGCGUCCAUCAAUGGUGUAUGACACUCAGGGCCACCUCUGGCACCUCGUCAAGGUCAAGGGCGCGUCGCUUGCUGCUGUGGUGGGGGGAGCAGCGGGCGAUGAGGAGGAGGAAGAGGAGGACGUGGAGGUGGAGUAUGUGGGGGAGGAGGCCGGCGCUGCAAUGGAAAUGGUGAAUGGAGAGGCCUCGGAAGAGAGGCCGGCCGCGCUUGCACUGAGUGGAGGCUUUGUGUCCGUGAUUGUGGCCUUCUAA
Messenger RNA from Closterium sp. Naga37s-1, 843 nucleotides. Lineage: Eukaryota; Viridiplantae; Streptophyta; Zygnematophyceae; Desmidiales; Closteriaceae. The record is from the annotation of a GenBank genome assembly.